This is a messenger RNA of Prorocentrum cordatum, 903 nucleotides long. The record is from the annotation of a GenBank genome assembly. Lineage: Eukaryota; Dinophyceae; Prorocentrales; Prorocentraceae.
GUGACGAAGAAUCAGCAAAGCGGUAUCAACACAAGCUCGACGAGAUGGCCGCAGCCAAGAAGGUUGAGCCCCCCUUGCAGCAGAAGGUCAACCAGGCGUACCACAGCAUGCGGAGCUUGGAGGCCCGACUGUCCAAAGCGGUGGAGUCCUUCGAGCGCAUCUCCAACGAGCUGGUCCAGGCCCGCGCCAAUGUGGAGUCAAUUACUUCGCAGUUGGAGGCCUCGGAGAAGCUACACAAGGAGCUGGUGGAGCAGUUGCACCAGUCGGUGGAUGAUCGGCCUCGGAACCCCGAGGGCUCUGUCAAGCAGGAGGUCAAGAUCUCCAUCUCUGACCUGCUUGGUGGACAACCGCUACCCAUUGACAUGUCCAGCCUUUUGGAGUGGGAAGCAGACUACGACCUCAACGAGGAGGACAGAAACGAGGCUGCGGCUCGGCUCAAGACACUCAACGACGAGAUACAGAAGCAGGCGAAGAAACUCUUUGGUGCCGCGCAGGCUCAUGCUGAACGCGUUCGUAAAGAGAUGGAGGAGCAGAAGUCACGCUUGGCUGGCAAGAAGCGGAAGGUUCUUGUACCAGGUGCCGCUGCAGGAGCUGAAGAUGAUGGUCCGCAUGUGGGUCAUUCAGCCACUGCGCAGGCUCCUGGUGGUGAAGCUCCGGAGGCUGGUCAAGAGUCGACUUCCCCCACGGCGGCUCCAUCAAGCGGUACGGGCGCGCCAUCGGCGAGUUCUGAUGCCAAGGCGCGUGCAGCCAAGAUUUUACAAUCAGACCCCCCCAAAGGUGACAGCGCCUGAGGGGGGGAGCCAGCGAGAUCAGAAUUUUUUGACUUCUUCCAACGGAGGGGGUACCUCCCCCACAGCAGCCUGUGUGUUGGCCAGCCCUGAGUGGAUCUCCCAGGGCACCUCU